Amoebophrya sp. A25 is the source of this 5708-nucleotide messenger RNA. The record is from the annotation of a GenBank genome assembly. NCBI's taxonomy places the organism in Eukaryota, Dinophyceae, Syndiniales, Amoebophryaceae.
GCUCCAGAUCAUGAUGCUAUUUUGUCCCCUGAGCCCCCCCACAAAACAAAACUGCUGACUUUAGUAUAACUAGGACGCGGUUGUUGCUUUUUCGUCUGUGCGUAAUGAUUUUAGAUUCAAGCUUGCUGCAUAUUUUAUAUUACUAGAUUGAUGUGAAGUUGUUUCGCUGACAAUAUUCACUCGACAUGAUAGAAGCCAAUGUUGAUUGUUGUUGUUCUUGACGUGCGGGUGCGUCGGUUACUUGUCGGCAUAGAUAUGAAGUGUCUGAGUGAAGCGAUGCUUGCUAAACACUGGUCUUUCCUCGAUGGCAUGAUCAAAUAGUUCCUGUUCGGAACAGGAUUUGUUUUCGAUUUUUUCUGUUCUUGCUCACUAGACAUUGAAUGAUGAAAAACAAGAAGUACUCUUCAUCGCACCACCAGCUUUAGACGGUGUCGACCGCGGUAGGAGGAACCAACGUUGCAUAACCAGAAACAACGAGAGGAGACCGAGAUGUCCGCAGCGGCCUCAUCGUCGGAAAGUAAUCCGGAUCAGGGGGAGCAGUCAGAUGCUACCAUCGGUCAAGAGCAUCAUGUGGCUUCCCCCGGCGAAAGCGAGCUGAAUAUGCGCCCGGGGUGGCAAUACUUCGAUCGUGACUUCGAGCAGUAUUUGUUGGUGGAGGAAGCCAAGCGAAAGAAGAAGCAAUGGAAUUAUGUACGAGCUGCGGUCGGCGGGGCCGCCGUCGCUGCAAGCUCCGGGGUGUUUUUCGGGGUCCCGCUUGCGGCUAUGGUACUUCUGGGCGCAGCAGGUGCGGGAUUUGGCUACGGGCUCAGCAACAAGUCUGGAGGAGCCGCCUCGCCUGGGGGACCGAAUAGCGGGCCACUAAGCCCGCCACCAGCAGGCUGGCGCUUCUGGCGAUGGGGACGCGGUGGCACACCGCGAGCGCAGUUAACGAAUUACACAGGUGUGCCCCAGGGUAUGCUGAUGGACCAGGCAGAGGAUAUGAUGAGCGGUCAAGUCCUCGGUGGGGCAUCUGGGCGAAGUAAGGGAUCCUCUACGUCGGCGAGACUGCGCUAUGCAACUCAUAAGCGUUUUCUGCAGAAGUCGCGGGCGGCGCCAACGCUGAAGCGUGUCCGAUUCCUAGUCAAAUGGGCGCGCUUAAAACUUGACGAGGUGCAGCCCGGGGAUCAUGCGGGAGUGGUGCAGCUGAUGGACGACGUGGUAUCGGAAUUCUCACUUGUUGUGCAUGCAACGAAAGCGGCGAGUCGCGAGGGAAGAAGUACUGAAGCGGAACGAGCGAAACUGGCAUGCUUUGCACGAUUUUUGGAGCGUGUGGUUGUGUACCGCCGAUUCGCACAGGCAAACCAGGUCUGGUUAAAAUCUUGGGAAGAAUCUCAGCCAGACAUUCCACCAGCUGAGGACGCUUCUGACGUAACUGCAGGAAAGAAGCGUAGCAGAAGUAGGAGUAGGAGUCGGUCUCCGGGUGGAGGUCCUAGAACAUCAUCCUCUACUUCCCCACGAGCAAGCAAUUCAAAUGCUACAGCUCUAAUAACAAACAGUAAAGAUGCUAUGGUCCUACCAUCCGAUGCGUGGUUGCGACUACAGUUUGUCUUCCCGGCAAUCGUGAGCGCAGCGAAACUUUUGAGCGCGCCAGAAGAAUUUCUGAAGGAAGAAAGCAGCGCCCCUUCAUCGACGCGUAGUGGCGUGACAUCGGAUGAUAGCAGUACUUCAGGAAAUAACAAGGCUGACGACGCCGGCAAACUUCCGACGUUAAAAUCCAAAAACGCUCAGUCCUCUAAAAUGUCGAAGUCAUCACCUACCAAGCGUACUUUUAGCGCACUGGCAUCCUCGCUUACAGAUACGACCGAUUUUCUCAGGAAGGAUUCUUCUUUACCCCUACCACCCGAAAACUUGUUAUAGUAAUGCACGUAAUAGUAUUGAUUCGUACCCAAAAAAUGGACCCGAAACUCUUUUACAGAACGACCUACAAGGUAUUAUUUAGAUCGACAUCGCCAUCAACGUCAACAUGAUCUUGGAAAUCUACGUCAUCACGAUCACCCAUACUAGGAAAUAAUUAUACCGCACGCGCGCGUAAUUGUUUUUCGCCUAUCACGUCCCUCUAAUAUUUGUGGCAGUCGCAAGGCCGGCAGCCAGCUGCAUUUGCUUGGAUCGCAUGGCACGGACCAAAUUGCGCGCUUCGGAGGUAAGCUUGGCAACUGUGCCAACAAAAUAGCAAGUAGCAUGGCGGGACGACCCACCAUACGUGUCACCGGAGCCGCAGAGCAUUUUGCUGAUUGGUGUCAUUCUGUCCUCGCAAUGCCAAAAGUCAAAUUAAGGGUUGAAACAUUUCAUUUUUACAAGCCUUCUCUACUUGAGAUUGCGACUAAAAAAUGAAAUGUUUCAACCUUUAAUCAAGCGCUUUCUCAAGGAUUAUGAGGAAAUCGCAUUACAGAAACGCAUAAGCUGGGAGGACGAUGGGGAUCUUCCGCUAGAGGAAAUCCAACCUGAAGGUGGAGUAGCGAGUACUCUUUCUGGUGGAAGCGGUGGAGCAGCCAGAGAAGCUGGUAGUAAAAACAAGAAUAACGUUAAUGGUAACUCUCUACGAGGAAGUAAAACGGGCGCCUCUUCGUCUUCAAACAAGAAUCCAUCUUCAUCAAAGAGCAAGACGAGCACGAGGUCAAGAACAACGACAUCUUCUAAUGGAAACUUCAUGAAACGGAAACGACGGAGAGCGAAAGGGGAGAACUGCUCCUCCAGUUCUUCCGAUGAGGACGAAGAUGUCAAUGAUGAUGUAGACUAUUUUCCCCCUGAAGGUGCGGAAAAUGAGAUGCAGGAGGAUGAAGAGGAGGACGUAAACGCGGAAGACGCAGACGACUUGGAGGAUUUGUUCGCAGAUGCUACGUCCACAUACGAAUUUGGAGGAGGUCCCGGUGAGCCGGGACCUGGAGGACUAGGUUUACCUCCACCUCCAUUAGGUAGUCCUGGGGCGUUGUCCGAAGUAGGGAGACGAGAUGCUGGCGAAACGCCAGUCGGCGAAUCGGACGUCGAGCUGCAAAGCGUCACGAGCUACUUGAUACACGCUUCAACAGCGAAGCCUCCAGCAGCAAUAGCAAAGCCUCCGCAGCAGAACAACGGCGAUGCUACAAGCGGUUCAUCAACAUUGAGAAGACGGCUAGGAGAGGCGAUGAGUAAGGAUAUGAUACCUGGUAGUUGCAAUACUGAAGUUCAACAAAAAGGGGAAUCUCCUCGAAGUAGGAUGGGGUCACCAAGUGUUGAUGAGGGCGCACUGAAGGUCUUGCCCUUUCCGCACGACUGGAAGUCGAUCGAGGAUGAAAGUAAUUUCGCUGCACACAACGACUACUUUCCCAGAUAUGGCGACCCGCGUAAAGAAAAAGAAAAUCCCUACAGACACGGCUGGAGCUGCAGUCAUUACGUGCACCAGGUUUAGAGCCUCAUCCUCCUUCUGUAAUUUCCUGUUAAGUGUACUUGUUUACUGUAGCAGAAACACCACGUGGUAGAUAUUAAGAAUAACAGAGUAGUUUGUAGCACGCAUGGUGCAUGGAGUGCAUGGAGCAGACGCAGCAUCGCCACGCAUGGAGUGCAUGGGGCACGAACAACCCCGCGGCCCACCCGGGGGUGGGUGGGUCGGGGGCUGUAGAAGUCGGGGUCGGUUGAUCGGCUAGACUGACGCCGCGGGGGCGCUGCCUUGUGCGUAAUGCGGAGGCGUGACGUAGCUGGCGGCGCUGCAGCAAGCUGAUUUGUUGCGCGCCCCAAGGCCCCGGCCCGCGAGUGAGUGGGCUCGGAGAUGUAGCAGCCGGCUCGGGGGCUGGCGGUCUGGAUGCUUGAAGUUCUUGCUUGGGUUGCCGGGCUGUAGGCGUGUGGGCUCUGACGAAGGGGCGCCCGAAGGGCGCACCGCAAAAAUUUUAACGCAUGGAACAUAUGGAGCACCUGCUCCAUGCAGCUCCAUGCGAUCCAUGCACUCCAUGCCAUGCGAGCUGCCCAACCUUAUGGAUUAUUCUGGAGUAAGUAUGUAACUUUGUCACUUCAAUGACAGAUUCGCGGCCCGAACUAUUUAGUCGAUCGGAAGAAAAUUUCCGCAAAGCCGUAUCCGUCGGAAACGCUUUCGGUCGAUGGCGUAAAGCACCAGCAUCCACAGACCGAGCUCCAGCACUGCUACUCUACCCAUCCCGAUAGUCAUGUGCAGGUACUGCCCAAGGCGAUUCUUAUUUGAUCUCUAUGUAUCAUUAUCAGAAAUUGAAAUUUUUGUUGAUGUUGAAGCGUGAUGCAGGUCGCGAUUCCGUUUCCGAUACCACAUUUUCAUCUUGUUCAUAAAGUAAGGUGAUUCAUUUGAAAUGGAACUCGACCUCAUUCCGAACUACCUUUAAAACAGCGUUUGCGAGCGGCCGGCGAAGGUCGAUUCCUCUUUGUCGUGAAUUGGCGUUUUUCGCCACGGCAGGCCGCCACAAUUCACGCACUCACACGGGAGCAGUACGAGUCUGCCUUAUUUCAAAAAUUUUUGCGAAUGUCAGCUGCGGAGAAAACCAAGCGUUUUAAGAUAAUUCCCCGGAUCAUCGAUGGACCGUGGCUCGUGCGAACCACCACAGGGUCUAAGCCUGGGUUGGUAGCAAAACGUUUGCCGACUGAAUGGUACCAGGGACCCGACUUCCUGGAGGUGUCGAUGGACGCGCUGGCGACCGGGUUCGCACGUCGCGCUCUCAACGUCAUGUCCGCGGCAAUGACCACUGUGGUAGUCGAGCUGGUCUACCUGAUUGAAUCGCAGGCACCAGAAGAGUUACCCGAGGAAGUGCUCUGUGGAUUUCGUUGCUAUCGCUGCGAUAUGAACAAGAUGCGACCGCUAAAACCACAUCCACAGCAUGAACUCGCUGCAGCCGCGGCGCAGUUCCGCAUAUUGUGAUUCCGGUAGCCUGAACGCGGAGGAUGAAGAAUGAAAAUCGAGGACUGGAGCCAAUUAUAUCACAUAAAGGACUCCUGGGUGUGUCUUUGCAUCUUCAAUCACGGGCCAUGGUUGCAUCAAUGUCACUUAGAAAGACCACACUGUUACAUUUAAUGACCAUUGCUACUCGCAGCUAUGUAUAAGGUGAAUUUGAAUAGACGAAGUCGAAGUAUUGAAAUGUAAAUGAACACUGCGCAUCAAUAUCAUGAUCAAUCACGAAUACACACUCACACUAAGACCACAAAUUUAUUUUUUCUACGGGCACGAAAAAUGCUAGCGAGAUUGGUCAUGAAAAACGAACGCCAAAUAAUACUGCCGAUUUUUCUGACCUCACCUGACGGCAAUCGAACAGUGCUGAAUAAUGAAAUUGUCAUUAGAAAUAGUAAGUAUUAGUACUGGACUUCGGGUUCGACCAGCUAAAAUACAUCCGAUCAUUAUGCACAGUACUGUCGAAUGGAUCACACCGCAUUUUCUCGAUGUUUUUGUUACCCUUCUCUGCUUCAGUUUCUCAUUCGGUUUUUCCUCUUUUUUUUGCUUCAGGCUAAUCCAGUUUUUCGUAUGAACGUACGCAGACGUUCAGCCCUCCUCUAGAAGAUCCAGUGAACAGAUGAAAAUGAUAGAUUCGAAAAUAGAUCCGGUUGUGGCAUACCCUCGGGUUCAGGGAUAAAGACUAGUACACCAUUCUUGAUGUGUGCUGCAUCUACGAAGACUCGUCUGCUGUCGCCUACUGGAGAAGCACGGUGAAGAAGAAGACAACUUUUUUUUGAUAGAAGACGAG